Prinia subflava (tawny-flanked prinia) is the source of this 1960-nucleotide messenger RNA. RefSeq names its product histone H2A. The coding region runs from base 1285 to 1686 and encodes 133 amino acids. Gene Ontology annotation, molecular function: structural constituent of chromatin; DNA binding; protein heterodimerization activity. NCBI's taxonomy places the organism in Eukaryota, Metazoa, Chordata, Aves, Passeriformes, Cisticolidae. The transcript has a single exon. The record is from RefSeq and is a predicted model, not a curated record. Gene Ontology annotation, cellular component: chromatin; nucleosome. Gene Ontology annotation, biological process: heterochromatin formation.
AUUUUAUUCAGGUACAGUAUAUUGAGUCUACUGAUACAGUAUAUUCAUUAACACAUACACACAUUAUGAAACCAUUCAGUACCUGGCCUUAAACAGUCUGUCCAGUUGCUGGAUUUCCUGCAAUCAGGGCAUAUGAACAGAGCAAUUCAUCGGCUAGCUGAUCUAGGAAUGUGGCCUUCCAGUAUGUACCUCCCAGGCAUCCACCCCAUUUUCUCCAGUAAGCUGGCUUAACCCUAGCUCCAGUAAGCAUCCUGCUGACCCCGAUAUCCCAUAUCUGGUCCUGGGCUCCAAAGCCCAUUAUCCUACUUGCUCUCUAGUCUGGCUCCUUGGCUAGAGAUCACACAUACUUGCAUUCCACCUAGCCCUGGCCCCUCCCUGCAUGUCUUCCCAUUUGCUGGAACCACUGGCUGCUCUGACCUGUGUCCUAAUGCCAGUUGCUAGCACUUAGACCUCCGCUUGUGCAUAGGCACACAGGGUAGAGUCUGCUCACUCUGGAAGAAAAAAAAAUACACAAGACAGCACAGACUGCAGAGAUAAAUCUUACUGAUCAGCAACAUUUUAUAACAUUACCAUUUUCUUAGCUUUUUUUUUCCCUUCAGUGUUCCCAUGUAUUUUUCCUCCUAGUCCACUUCGACUCCCCCCUCUCCUUUGGUGCUUCUCUUCAUAUACCCAUAUUAUAAACCCAUAAUAUAUCUCACAUGUUCCCACAAUUCGCUAAAAAGGAUCUCAUGGUAGCUUUUUUCACAUCCCUAAAUGCUCUUCCCCCCAUGUGCCACCCUAAGGCAAAUGCCCCUAUAGACAGGGAUACCUCUCAGUAUGUGGGCAUCCCAUGAGCCCCUCCACCUCGCUCUAGAUGGAAGAGUCCCUGAUAAGGGACCGAGCAGGCCCAUGGACUGACUCCACCCCUCAAAAAGCACCGUGCGCCUGGACGGGCAGCACGAAGGGCGCUGCGGAAUCGGCAUCUCCCUCCGAAUGGGCGGGCCGGCAUCGCGCAUGCUCGCUGGCGGCCGGCGACAGAGCGACUGCACCCCACCAACAGCCCCGGCGCGUUUUAAAUUUGGCGCCUCGCUCACUGAUUAGCCGGACCCUGUCGCCAACACCCUCCGAGCAGGCGCGUUGGAAUCACACAAGCGACCAGUCAGCAAAAAGCUUCUUCCGGCAGACGCACCAAUAGCUAGGGGCGGUGGCGCUGUCCAAUGAGCAGGACCCUACUUGGCGGGAGGUUAUAAAAAUCCCGGGCGCGGCAUCCCCAGUCGCAGCGGUUCAGCAGCGGAGAGAGACGCCAUGUCUGGCCGUGGCAAGAGCGGCGGUAAGGCCCGUACUAAGGCCAAAUCUCGCUCGUCCCGGGCUGGGCUGCAGUUCCCAGUGGGGCGCGUUCACCGGCUGCUGCGGCGCGGGCACUACGCGGAGCGGGUGGGGGCUGGUGCGCCCGUGUAUCUGGCGGCCGUGCUCGAGUACCUGACCGCUGAGAUCCUGGAGCUUGCGGGCAACGCGGCCCGCGACAACAAGAAGACGCGCAUCAUUCCCCGUCACCUGCAGCUGGCGGUGCGCAACGACGAGGAGCUCAACAAGCUGCUGGGCGGCGUUACCAUCGCGCAGGGCGGCGUCCUGCCCAACAUCCAGGCCGUGCUGCUGCCCAAGAAAUCCAGCAAGAGGGGCAGCGGGCAGCAGUCGCAGGAGUACUAGGCCGGCCGGCUCGCACAGCCCCACUCAAAGGCCCUUUUCAGGGCCACCCCAUUGCUCAGCGGGAGAGCUGCGAUCCGCGGAGGAGGCAGGAGGAGGGGAGGGGUUGAGAGGCGUGGCCGGCCGUGGCUGCUAGGGGGCGGGCAGGAACCGGCCCGGGGCCAGUUCAAACACUGAGUGCUAAAGCUGCUCCGUAAGGCCCCGUUAAUUUAACUCUUAUCUCUGGUACAUUCAGUGGACGUUGCCUAGAAAAUAAAACUGCUGUAUUUACAAAAUA